Capra hircus (goat) is the source of this 4714-nucleotide messenger RNA. RefSeq names its product alpha kinase 1 (gene ALPK1). The transcript is spliced from 17 exons. The record is from RefSeq and is a predicted model, not a curated record. The coding region runs from base 537 to 4262 and encodes 1241 amino acids. NCBI's taxonomy places the organism in Eukaryota, Metazoa, Chordata, Mammalia, Artiodactyla, Bovidae. Gene Ontology annotation, biological process: protein phosphorylation. Gene Ontology annotation, molecular function: protein serine/threonine kinase activity; ATP binding.
UGGCGCAGAACUGCUGAAAAGUCCCCGAGCUGAAUUACACAGACUCUGAGACAAUAACAGGCCAUGUUUCCUUUUAAAUUCCUACUUCCUGAAAUGGAGGCUGUUUAUGAGAAACAGUAUAUUUCAGGGAACUUGUGCUAUAAUUAACUUUUUAAGAGUUAGACUUGCUUGUUUAAAGUGUAUUUCCUCUUCCUCGAGAUAAUGGAGGUUCUUCUAAAUCAGAAAUGGAUUGAAAUCUAAUAAACACAGAUUCGGGGAUGCUUGCCUCAGUGUCACAGUCGCUCUUCAAAUUGGAGAUUGACCGCCUCCAAGGUUCACAAAUGUUUCAGCAACCCUAGGAAAGUCACCCGGGCUUCCCCGAGGCAGAGUUACAGGGCUUUAGAGUAACUCAUUCUUCACUCCGACGGAGCCUUCCACUCCUACUCAAACUGGUUUCCAACAUAGGCCAUAUGCCUGGAGACCCUACCACACCUCAUGGUAAUUGAUCACCGUAGACCCAGGGACACUCGACUCAUCAUCAAGAGAGGGUAAUCGUCAUGAAUAAUCAAAAAGCUGUGGCUACUCUGCUGCAAGAGUGCAAGCAAGUGCUGGAUCAGCUCCUGUUGGAGGCAUCAGAUGUGUCAGAGGAGGACAAGAGGGAGGACCAGAGAUGCAGAGCCUCACUCCCCAGCGAGUUAAGAACCCUGAUCCAGGAGGCAAAGGAAAUGAAAUGGCCCUUCGUGCCUGAAAAGUGGCAAUACAAACAAGCUGUGGGCCCAGAGGACAAAACAAACCUGCAAGAUGUGAUUGGCGCCAGCUUGCAGCAGUUACUGGCGUGCCUGAAAGCCUCCAUCCUCGCCCGGGACUGCGCCACGGCCGCCGCCAUCGUGUUCCUGAGCGACCGUCUCCUGUACGGGCUCGACGUCUCGGGCCAGCUGCUGCAGGUCGCCAAAGCGCUGCACAGGUUGCAGCCCGCGACGCCCAUCGCCCCGCAGGUGGUCAUCCGCCAGGCCCGAAUCUCGAUGCAUGCAGGGAAACUUUUAAAAGCCGAGUAUAUCCUGAGCAGUCUAAUAAGCAACAAUGGAGCAACGGGUACCUGGCUGUAUGGAAAUGAAAGCGACAAGGUCCUGGUGCAGUCAGUCUGCAUACAGAUAAGAGGGCAAAUUCUGCAGAAGCUGGGGAUGUGGUAUGAAGCAGCAGAGUUAAUAUGGGCCUCGAUCAUGGGAUACCUGACACUUCCUCAGCCAGAUAAAAAGGGCAUUUCCACAUCGCUAGGUAUAUUGGCAGACAUCUUCGUCUCCAUGAGCAAGAAAGAUUAUGAAAAGUUUAAAAGCAAUCCUGACAUUAGCCUGCGCUUGCUGAAGGAGUUUGACCACCACUUGCUGUCAGCCGCUGAAGCCUGCAAGCUGGCGGCUGCCUUCAGCCCCUACACGCCCCUCUUCGUGCUCACGGCUAUGAAUAUCCGUGGCACAUGCCUCUUGUCAUAUAGUAGUUCUAAGGACUGUCCUCCAGGAAUGAAAAAUUCAUAUCUAUGUGAAGCCAAAGAAGCCUUUGAAAUUGGCCUUCUCACCAAGAAACGUGAUGAACCAGUUACGGGAAAACAGGAGCUCCAUAGUUUUCUUAAAGCUGCUUUUGGUCUCACCACUGUGAACCAAAGACUCUAUGGGGAGAUGGAGACCGUCCAAACAGCCAGUCAGCUCUGUAGUGAAGCUAUGGGAAAGCUGUAUACUUUCAGCAAUUCCUCCAGAAGUCAGGAGAGAGAAGCUGUCUCUCAGGAAAUCAUGUCUGUUAUCACCCGGGUGAAGGAACAGUUACAAGUUCAAAGCUUCUCGAAUUUAGAUGACAAGUCUUAUGUUCCAGAGGGAUUCAGAUGUGGGUCAGAGAAGCCCCUCUUACUUGGGCAAGUGGAUUUCCCCAAAAUCCUCGGAGCCUAUUCACAGCACCACACUUCAGUGUGUGAAAUAUUUGAAAGCACGUGUGGAAACAACAAAAAUAAACAGAAAGGUAUGAAAACAGGAGUCUGUAUCACGGAUCUAAAAACAGAAACAAAAAACAUAGAUACCGUGAGUGCCACAGAGGACAAAGCACAUUUUGAAAAAGGCAUGGUGAUAUCUUCCUCCCGGAUGGCGAUGAACAGUCAGGAGAGACUCAGGAGGGUGGGAAGGAGAAACUGGGCCAGUUCUGAUGCAUUUCGAGUCUCCGUGGAUGAAGAUGUGGAGACCGAAGCUGAGUCAACAGACCACAGCAUCGGUGGGGGAGCUGUCCUGAACAAGUCUCUGAGUGACAGCCCGAGCUCCAGUUCUUGGAGCAAGUUGUCAGGGUACCAGUCUUCUACAAGCUGGGAGGAAGUGAAUUAUGUUGAUGAUAUGUCUGCAGGAAGAGAGCUGAGCAAGGAGGAGCAUCUUGUGGACACGCAGUGUUCCACUGCCCUGUCAGACGAGCAGGAGGUGAAUGGGGCGAGCAGAGCUGAGCACCCACUGUCUUCAGAGCUGCAUGGUCUCUCUCUCCAGGUGCCCAGGGAUGACAGUUUAGAGUCUUCUCAAUGUCAGCUGCACGAGUCCGUGCCCUUGGCAACCUUCCCACCUCAUAGCACAACAGACAUUUCAUUGGCCUCUGGUGGAGGGUGGUUUAAAGGAGGCAUGCAGGAAGUUGGAAAUGUGGGGUCCAGAAAUACUUCUGCUCAUUCCAGACCCUCAUUUUGUUCUGCUUCUUGGACUUCUGAUUCUGGUUGGCCUAAGAACGUGGCCACAUAUCCUUCCAUCCAAGAAGAAGAAACCUUUGAAACAAUUGAUGAGUUUCGAGAUAUCAACGAUGAUGCCAAGGACGAGGGUGAAGAAAACAAGAGAGAAGAAAUAAAAGGAGGCACAGGUCCUCCAUUUAAAGAUAGCCCCUGCUGGGUUGACCCAGAAGGAGAAAUAGCAGAAAGAGCAGAAGAUGUUCCCGUAGACUUCCACUCAGUCGUGGACGAGUCUCUGGACAAAAGCUCCACAGUAGCAUGUAACUCUUACACUCCUCAUUGGCUUGUUCAAAACCCUAACUCAGGAAAAAAUGGUUGCUCAGUCAAAGAGCAGGGCAUUGACCCUGAUGCCUCCACGGUGGGUGAGGAGAGCCCACUGCUGGGCAGUACAGAUGUUCACACCACGAGCACACGUGGCUCCCCUAGACCGUGCACUUGGAAGCAGCCGCCCAUUCAGGGAGCCCAGAUCCCCAGUUCCUCAGUAAGCAGUAAGACUUCCACCCCUGUCCUCAGCGAGGACUGCACUACCACGGAGGAAGCAAAUGAACCUGGAAACCUGCUAAACUGCAGCCAGAACUCCAGCCUAUCCUCACCUUGGUGGCUGAAAUCACCGGCAAUCUCCAGUGGUUCUUCUGAGGGAGAAAAUCCAUGGUCUUUUCUGAAUUCCAGUGGAAGUUCUUUUGUUUCAUUGCCAGGAAUGACAAAGCAGGCGAUCCUUGAGGCCCGCACCCUGCAGCCUGAUGACUUUGAAAAACUCUUGGCAGGGGUGAGGCAUGAUUGGCUGUUCCAGAGACUGGAGCAUACAGGCGUUUUUAAAUCAGGCCAGCUCCACGGAGCACAUAGUGCUCUUUUGUUAAAAUAUUCCAAGAAAUCUGAACUGUGGACAGCCCAAGAAACUGUUGUAUAUUUGGGGGACUACCUACAUGUGACAAAGAAAGGCAGACAAAGAAAUGCAUUUUGGGUACAUCAUCUUCAUCAAGAAGAAACUCUGGGCAGAUACGUUGGGAAAGAAUAUAAGGAGCAGAAGGGGCUCUGGCACCACUUCACUGAUGUGGAGAGGCAGAUGACCGCACAGCACUACGUGACAGAAUUUAACAAGAGACUUUAUGAGCAGAAGAUUCACACGCAGAUCUUCUACAUACCAGCCUCAGUAUUGCUGAUUUUAGAAGGCAAGACAAUAAAAGGAUGUGUCAGUGUGGAACCUUACAUGCUAGGGGAAUUUGUAAAAUUAUCAAAUAACACAAAAGUGGUGAAAACAGAAUACAAAGCCACAGAAUACGGAUUGGCUUACGGCCACUUUUCUUAUGAAUUUUCCAAUCAUAGAGAUGUUGUGGUUGAUUUACAAGGUUGGGUGACUGGGAAUGGAAAAGGGCUCAUCUACCUCACAGAUCCCCAGAUUCACUCAGUUGAUCAGAAAGAUGUCACUACCAAUUUUGGAAAGAAAGGAAUUUUCUACUUCUUUAAUAACCAGCAUGUGGAAUGUAAUGAAAUAUGCCAUCGUCUUUCUUUGACAAGACCUUCGAUUGAGAAACCAAACAAUCCAUAGACUAUCUGGAGUGGUAAUGACCACUCAGUGCUGCUCACCAAUUCUGGGCUCUCCUCUCCAUCCAGACGCACAAAUGAUGGCACAGCCUGGUCCUUGGGUUCCGGUGGGCCAUGGGACUGGCUAGCCAAUAAUUUUUGAGAGGAAUUGAAGAGUAUCUUCUUCAGGCCGAUAUUCAGUUGCCAGUGCAGCACUCUAGAGUCUCUCCCUCUGCACAAUUGCCAAGAAUACAUCAGAAGUCCCACAAUGAGAAGAACUCAGGAAAGAGCUCCAGUUGACCCAUGAUGAACACGAAGCACAUAUGAGAAAUAAGCUUUUCUAGCUGAAGCCAUCGAGAUUUGGGGACUUAAGUCACUGUCCAUCUAGAUUGAUACUUUUAGCGUUUUUCUUAUUGAUUUAGGAAUUCUUUAUAGAUAUAUAUUAAAGAAUUCAGGCCUUUGUGGUAUGCAUUCCAA